Molecule: messenger RNA, 2251 nt
Organism: Vicia villosa (hairy vetch)
Lineage: Eukaryota; Viridiplantae; Streptophyta; Magnoliopsida; Fabales; Fabaceae
Product: phosphatidylinositol/phosphatidylcholine transfer protein SFH3-like
Exons: 13
Coding region: 224-1948 (574 amino acids)
Source: RefSeq, a predicted model, not a curated record
CAAACACCAAAUCAAACCUAACAAGACUCUUUCAAUAUACCCGAUUUUUCUGUUGAUAUAUUUGCAUUUUCUUCUUCCUUUUCAAACCCCUACCUAGCUACAUUCUUGUUUGUCAAAGGUAUAUAUAUAAUUAAUAGGUGCACAUGAAUAAUCCUCAAUAUGUAUGCUAGUGCUUGAUUCUUGAUAUCAUUCGAGUUAUCUUGCAAUAUUCAUUCAUUCAAUCAUGUGUGACCUCAUGUCUGCGCCUGUUGACCGGCCUAUUAAACUCGGUUAUGAAAUGGAAUAUUCUGAGGAUGAAAAGAAGAAAAGGGUUGGGUCUAUUAAGAAGGUGGCAUUGAGUGCCUCUAGUAAGUUCAAGAACUCCUUCACCAAGAAGGGGAGGAAGCAUAGCAGGGUUAUGUCAAUUUCUAUUGAAGAUAAUUUUGAUGCAGAAGAGUUAACCAUUGUUGACGCUUUUCGCCAAACACUCGUCUUGGAAGAGCUCUUACCCUCAAAGCAUGAUGAUCCUCAUAUGAUGCUAAGAUUUUUGAGGGCAAGAAAGUAUGACAUAGAGAAAACAAAACAAAUGUGGUCAGAUAUGCUGAAGUGGAAAAAGGAGUUUGGUGCUGACACUAUCAUGGAGGAUUUUGAAUUUAAGGAGCUUGAUGAAGUUCUAAAAUACUAUCCUCAAGGGCACCAUGGAGUUGAUAAAGAAGGAAGACCUGUUUACAUUGAAAGAUUGGGUCAGGUUGAUUGUAACAAGCUGCUGCAAGUAACAUCGGUCGAACGUUAUCUCAAGUACCAUGUCAGGGAGUUUGAGAGGACUUUUGCUAUUAAGUUGCCUGCAUGUUCAAUUGCAGCAAAGAAGCACAUUGAUCAAAGCACAACUAUCUUGGAUGUGCAAGGAGUGGGUCUUAAAAGUAUGAACAAAGCUGCAAGGGAUCUCCUCCAGAAGCUUCAGAAGAUUGAUGGUGACAACUAUCCUGAGUCGUUGAACCGUAUGUUCAUCAUCAAUGCUGGUUCUGGAUUUAGGCUCUUGUGGAACACUGUUAAAUCAUUCCUAGAUCCCAAAACCACCUCAAAAAUCCAUGUGCUAGGUAACAAGUACCAGAGCAAGUUGCUAGAAAUCAUUGAUGCCAGUGAACUUCCAGAGUUCUUGGGAGGUACCUGUACUUGUGCAGAUAAAGGCGGUUGCAUGCUAUCUGACAAGGGUCCAUGGAAUGAUCCAGAGAUCUUGAAGCUGGCUCAAAAUGGUGUUGGGAAAUGCGCAAGAACGGUCUUAGCCGGAAUCGAGGAGAAAACAGUCAACCAAGAUGAAACUGCAUAUCAGAAGGGAUUCAAAGAAGCAUAUCCAGAGACACAUGAUGUUCAUUGUUUAUCCACGGAUACACCCAAAUCCUAUGCUGUUGCAAAGAAAUGCGGUGUUUAUAAGUAUGAUUCCUUUGUUCCAGUACUUGACAAAGGAGUUGAUUCAUCAUGGAAGAAAACAAUGCAAAAUGAUAAAUAUGCAAUUUCUAAAGAUUUCUCCAACAAUAAUAAAAAUUAUUCUGGUAAACUUAGCAGUCAAUUUGUUGGUGGAAUAAUGGCACUUGUCAUGGGAAUCGUAACCAUGAUUCGCAUGACAAGUAGCAUGCCAAGGAAAAUCACAGAAGCAGCACUUUAUGGUGGCAACUCAGUGUAUUAUGAACACAAUAUGUUGAAAGCACCUGCCAUUUCAAACAAUGACUACAUGACCAUAAUGAAACGCAUGGCUGAACUUGAAGAGAAGGUUGCUGUUCUCAGUGCUAGACCUGUCAUGUCUCCAGAAAAAGAAGAAAUGCUGAAUAAUGCUCUCACCAGGGUCACUAGUCUUGAACAAGUCUUGGGUGCAACCAAAAAGGCACUAGAUGAUGCUCUUGCUAGACAAGAUGGUCUUCAAGCUCAAAUUGACAAGAAGAAAAAGAAGAAGAAGUUGUUCUGCUUCCGUUAGUAACUUCAUUUGCUAUGUGAUCGAGUUGUAAAGUUGGAGACUAUCUAUAUUAUCAGCCCCCUUGAAUGCAUGCAGAAUUCACCUAUCUUCUUCAUACAGUAUUGUUAUUCUUCUAAGUUUGCUAUAUUUUGACAAUUGUGUAUAUGUUACAUCAUUGAGUCUCAAGCCCAUUCGUAGUAACAUUUGGUUUUCAUUAUCAUUGUAAUUGUAACACCUUUGCCUAUGUGCAAUCUUCAAACUUAAUGUAAAAAGGAGGAUUUCUCCAAGUAUAUUUCAUGCAUUCAUGCUACUUUCUUACCUGUA